AUGCAUAUUUGCGCAGGCCCCGAGUCCUGCGACGGGCUGAACAUUCACAACUUCACCAAAGCCAUCUACAAAGCUUUUGACCAAACGCCGCCCCGGUGGCAGAAUCCGCAACAGAGCUUUCGCAUCCUGCACCACUUUGCCCCGCAGACAUGGUAUUGCGCGCCGGAAAAAGUUCGCUUCAAGUACAGCCCUAAAUCCGGAAAGAUGGCCUCGGAAUUUCGUAAAAUCAUGGAUGAAGCUAGGGUGCCGAGGCAGCAUCAGAAAAAGAUCCUGCGCCGCAUCCGCGACCAGCCAAUCAACACCAGCAACUCGACGGAGGCGCAGCGCCGCGCGCUUCGCGCCGAAAUUUUCGGGCACUGCGAGACGCUGCAAAAGAUUGGU
Mesorhabditis spiculigera is the source of this 381-nucleotide messenger RNA. NCBI's taxonomy places the organism in Eukaryota, Metazoa, Nematoda, Chromadorea, Rhabditida, Rhabditidae. The record is from the annotation of a GenBank genome assembly.